UAGCACUGGACAGAAAUUGGAAUUCCUAUCCUUUCUGGGAUUGGGUGAGGCUAAGAAAGUUGACUUAGCAGCAGAGGUUAGCUUGGGACUGUUGACGCAAUGCAAAGGCGAGGGAGAGGAAUCUACCCCUCUUGAAGAGAAAAUAUUAAUAGCCUCCACAUUUGUUGCAGAAAUGAUUUGCUUGAUAGUUUCAAAUGCAAAACAUACCAAGUGCCUCUGCUUAUUAGUGCAGAGGCGUGUUUGUAUGUGGGGAAGGGGGCUUUUUGAUGCCAGACACAUGUGUUUUCAAUUGAUAUCUGGAGCCAGACCAGUAGCUGUAACUUGGCCUGACAAAGCCUUAUUGAAGUAAAAGACAGAGUGUGGUUUCAAAGCAGUUAGAAAAAGAACGGGAAUGCUGUUCAGGAAAUUCUUCAGGCAUGGGCAGGGACUUGGCCGCAGUUCUGCUGCUGGAAAAUCUGACAGGGGCAGCUUCUGAACGCAGGGUAGGCCUCGUGCUGCUCUGAAAGCAACACUGGAUCUUCUCCCGGACCCCUAGUUCGGCAUACCCCAGAUCUUGGAUUUUCAUCUGGCUACUGAAAGAGAGUGAUUUGGGACACCCCUCUAUGCUUGGGAUGACAGCAGAGGAAAAAUGAUUAAGAAACAUUCCCCUUCUCUUAAGUAUAUGACCUAGUGUAGGUCAUACUAUCUUACUGACUAAGAUAUUGAUCACCAGGGGAAAUAUCUAAGAUGCCUCAGGAACAGUACACACACAGGAGUGCCAUGCAGAGCUCAGAUGGACCACAUGUAUACAAAGUGGGGAUUUAUGGCUGGCGGAAAAGAUGCCUCUAUUUCUUUGUGCUACUCCUAAUGAUUUUAAUACUGGUGAACCUUGCUAUGACCAUCUGGAUCCUCAAAGUUAUGAACUUCACAAUUGAUGGAAUGGGAAACCUGAGGAUCACAGAAAAAGGUUUAAAGGUAGAAGGAGAUUCAGAGUUCUUGAAACCUCUCUACGCCAAAGAAAUCCGAUCCAGAACAGGCAACCCUCUGUACUUCCAAUCUGCUCGGAAUGUUACAGUGAACAUUCUCAAUGAGAAGAGUAAAGUUAUUACACGUCUUGUAACAGGUCCCAAAGCAGUGGAAGCACACAGUCAAAAAUUUGAAGUGCUAACCACCUCGGGGAAAUUGUUGUUUUCUGCCGAUGACAAUGAAGUGGUGGUUGGAGCAGAGAGACUGAAAGUUUUAGGAGCAGAAGGCACAGUGUUCCCUAAAUCCAUAGAAACUCCCAAUGUCAGGGCAGACCCCUUCAAGGAACUAAGACUUGAGUCACCCACACGCUCUUUGGUAAUGGAGGCUCCCAAGGGAGUUGAAAUAAAUGCUGAGGCUGGCAACCUGGAAGCCACAUGCAGGUCAGAGCUCAAGCUGGAAUCCAAAGAUGGAGAGAUAAUAUUGAAGGCUGCAAAUAUCAUACUACCUAGAUUGCCUCAGGGAUCCUACUCCUCUACCGGAUCCAGGCAAAAAAUCUUCGAGCUGUGUGCAUGUCCCAAUGGGAGGUUAUUCCUGUCUCAGGCGGGAUCUAGUUCCACCUGCCAGAUAAACAAAAGUGUCUGCCAUUGAGAGAGACUGUUUGCAGCAGGCAUAGCUGGCAGCACAAGGGCCUUUCCUGGCCUCCCAGAUAGCAGCUGCCAACUAUUUUUAUUAGAACACAGAAAGCCUAUCAAAGACUUUUGUGUGUGUGUGCGUGUGUGCGCGCGUGCGUGUGUGUGUGUGUGUGUGAAUAUAUAAAUAUAUAUAUAGACAUAGAUAUAUAUAGAUAUAAAUAUAUAUAUAUAUAUCCUUGGUGUAAAAUGAGGUUUCAGUACAAGAAAUCCCAGGGUGACCCUCUUUGUGCAGCAUUCAUUGCUCCCAUAUCAAAAUUUAUAAACUGUGCAAAUUGGAUCCUGAGCCUUCCAGUUGUUCUCAGAACGUGUUAUAGCAACACCCUGUAAGUCAAGAAAAUGCUUUUGAGCCGCUGCAAAUUUAGUUAAAGGCCAUUUCACACAUCACAUUUUACCUACACAAGUACAUGGGGAAAUCGAGUCAUGGGAUGAGAUUGCACCCCUGUCUAUUUUGCUACGUAUACAUGCACUAGAAACACAGGUUAUUAUGGUUUCCCAAAUUGUGUACUCACUAAAAUAGACUGAUGAGCAAUCUCCACACCUAAUGGUGUACACAGGUGCCUGUGGAUUUCUUCUUCUUCUUAUCUAUGUACAUUUGUGCAGGUAUAAUGUCAUACAUGAAGUAAACCUAAGAUAAAAGCAGCUCCACUUGUAGAAACCAUUCUCAACCCUGCCCUGAAGGUAGAGAGAUCAAGGCAAGGAAGAUAUUUGCACUACAAGGACUGUGUUCUGAUGAACUGAACUAUGGGGAAACAAAAAGCCAAUUAAAAUGAAUGGCUCUUUGGAUCAUCAGCAUUAUCAAUUGGUUAAACAACGGAGAUUAAUUGGAAGCGGGUGAGUUUCCCUCACCUCCUAGCCCUUUACUUGGGAAAUGUUUAAAUGACAGGAUCAUACACUUCGCUUAGAUGCUGCCUUCCACUUCUUAGGCUGGCCCUGCCCAACUUGCAGUUCAAGACCAUAGUUAGAACGUCUCUCUCUUGUUAUUUACCAUCUCCUCGAAGCAAAGGGUUAAAGAUAGCAUAAUGAGACAAGCAUCUCUGAUUAUUAUUGUGCCAUGAACAUCCAUCACGUUAGAGAUAAAAUUGCCUACUGCUUAGGGUGCUCCAGGACACCUGUGGUUAAAGUUACAUACUGUUCAGUUAUAAUUAAAAGUAUGUAUCCCAAGAGUAAUAUUGUGCACUACUCUUCACAAUACUUGACCUGAUUCCAAGAGGUGGUUCCAUAUAUGAAAUAUAGACUAGGUCAUGUCUAUGGAAGACAAGAAUGACAGCUAUGUACUUUUUUUUAAUGAGUUAUAAAGCUCAUACAAGAUUUUAUAAACUGGAGGCUGGGGCUAGUUGGACAAAGAUGUUGAGGUGAACAUCAAAAAGAGCAUCAGGGUCUGUUCUCAUAUGUUUUGCUGGGAUUUACUUGGGGAUCCUUGCCUCUCUAACACAUACAUCGGAUUAGAAAGUACGCACGAUGCACCAUGUUAGAUAUUUCUACAAAGAAAAGUAAUUGCUCUCCCAUUUCACCAAUGUAUGGAAAUAUUUCCUGAUAAAAGGAAGACCAUGAUUGAGGGAGAAACUUCUAUUGACAAUGUUUCACCUGUUAUGUCAGCUAUGCCAAACAUGGAGGCUAUUCUAAUGUGCACCCUAACACAGGCUUGGGAAGUCCAGCCCAGGUUAGGCUGUGUGUGGGAACUGCUGGGAUCGGGCCAAAUCCCAGCAUGGCAGUGCCACCUAGCUCCACCUUUAAACCCAGCCCUUAGCCAGGGUUAAGCGCUCGAGCAAGCCCUUAACUUGGGCUCUGGGAUUGUAUGUUCGCUGGGGCUAUGUUUAGCCCCAGAGGACACAGAGACGGGUGCCUAGAGUGCCAGUGUCUUGGGGGAGUUCCCCAAUUCAUGUUGUGGUGCAUUGUGGGAUAUCCAGAGGCCGGGAUGCAUCGUCCCAGCCUCCAGAGUACUGUACCAUGGCACGCAGCAUGGAUCAUUUGGGAGUGCGAUCCACGCUCCCAGGAACAGAACAGCACUCGUGGAGUGGGGGGAGGAGAGUUUGAACAGCCUUCCCCCCCUGCCUGCCGCCCUGCCUGGUCAUGUGAACAACCUCAUGGUGCGCUCAAAAUUGUUACUGUCUGCAGUACAGAUGGCUAAGGGACUAGCAUAGGAUGAACAUGAGAUGGGAUACAUAUUUUAACCCCCUCCACCCCCAAAGUGCAGAGGCAGCCUUAGAGAUCAUUCACACAAUCAAAAAUUGUGUUCCACCCAGGUUUGGGAGCUACGUGUGCUCCCAAUCUUCAGUUGUGUGGAAGCAAGGUAGGUAGAAAACCUGGGUAGAAGUGAUUGUGUGGAAAGCAAGAUAGGAGGAACACCUGGGUAGCUUUCCCUCCUACCUUGCUUCCACACAACCGAAAACUGGGAGCACACCCAGCUCCCAAACCUGGGUAGAACACAGUUUUUAAUUGUGUGAAUGACCUUCUUAAGUUAACAAAAGGUAAUUGGUUCCUAAUGGAAAGGCAAGGUGACUGCUGUACAUACAAAAAUCUUGGAAGCUCAUAACCAACAGGUGUCUGGUUUACCCUUUACACUUACAGGCUCUAGCUUCUAAAAAUGUAUAUUUUAUUACAGUAAGAAUGCUGAAGAACUGGGUGGAAACAUGUCUGAUGGAACUUGGCAUGUAGCUGAAUAAAAAUUUAUAGGGCAAUAAUGUAGCCACCUUGAAAGGUGGGCUAUACAUUUUACAAAUUAAAUAAUGUUAAGUAAACUUCCUAUGUAGAAUUUUAUGUUGAGAACUGUAUAAGGCCAGUGUCUCAUGUGCCAAUAUCAGAGAUGCUUAUUAGGAAGCAGAAGUUUUAAAAGUUGUUUCUAUCAAUUAUGACACAAUCAGUUCAUUGGAAAGCAAAGCAUAAGCUCCCUUCAAAACUGAAGGGAUACUCAGGACACUCCUCCCUAUUGGAAUUCCAGAAGGGUAGCAAUGUCAGUCCACUGUAGCAAAGAAUUUUCUGGCACUUAAAGACUAAGAAGUUUGUUGUGGGCCAAAAGCUUAUACCACAGUACAUGCAUUAGUCCUGAAAAUGCCACAGGACCUUUUAGUGUUUUCCAUACAGGAAUCAUCUAUGGACUAGAAGUAAGUAACAGCAUCAAAGAUCUGAUGUGACAAAAGAAGGCACAAGCUUUAAGAAAUGGAUUCCAUAGGCGACUUACUCAAGCAUGUCUAAUCUGAAAAACGUACGCAAAUGCUAGAACCUGAGCACAAUCCUAAGCAUGAAUGAAACUGGGUUCAUUACAUGUGCAACAGCCUUGAAACAUUAGGAUAGAAUGUUACAUAUUCUUUCAAGCCAUUUUCUUGGAUUUCUUUAUAGGCUAGAGAGCACCAAGAACUUGAUAACUAGACUGUUGAAGCCACUAGAAAGUGCUCCCAUUGAUUUCAAUGGAGUUUGGAUUAAGCCAUUUCUAAAAGCAUUGUAGUUAGUUGAUGAUAAAGCAGGCUUGAAGACACCAGUGAAGUGCACUUUUGAUGGAUAGUAAAAUGAGUUGGUCCACAUGACAUUCAGUGAUACUCUUAGGAUCUUAAAGCAUUUGCUAAUUGAAUGACUCCUGUCAUUACUAUUUCUUGAGCUGACACUUCAAUGCAAAGGGGUCACCCAGGAUAACAAUUGUAUUGGGACACAGGACUAUACAUCAUCUCUGUUCAAAGAGGGAGACUUGUGCCUAUGCCUUAAGUCAAUGCACUCAGCAAGGAGAAGCACAUCAUAUUUAUCUUAUUAUUGAAACAAGUUUAUUUGGAGCGUUGGACUGAAGGUUGGAGAGGGUGAUGGGACUGCAGUGUUUGAGAAAUGAAUGGAGUCUUGUAAAGUAUCAAAAAGUAGACUCACUAGAAAUUCACAAAGACUAUGGGCACCUGGAGAAAGUACAGAUCUCUGUCACGUUGUAAUAUAGGAAGAACCUGAGUAUGGAACUUCUGAGCUCAUCGUGGAGGUACAACUUUGAAUCUUCAGAGCUGUCUGUGAAUUGUGGGGUUUUUUUUGUUUUUUUUUUUGUUUCAUUUUGUAUUGAACAGUGAUCACAUGUAAGGGCCAUUUCAUUAACGAAUACUUCUCGGAGUGCACAGGAUGAUAAAUGAGUUCAACACUGCAAAGAAAAAUAUACAUAUUGCAAUGUAACAGUGUUGUUUGAUCUUUUCUUCCCCAUUAAUUUUAGUGACUGAAACAGCAGGUUCCUUGAUAUGAACCACCACUGUGCUUAGAGGAAUUCGGGUUGUGGGGAGGGGGCGUUAUUUUUGUGAAGACUUACUUUUCUGAUAGCUCAGUCUUUCUCAUAAUUUGGGUCCUGAUUUUACAUCUUUAAAGUUAAGAGCUCAGUUAUUAACUACGUUGACUGAAGUUGAACAUGAUUAUGCUCAGAAAGGGGAUAGAGUUUUGGAAAUGAUGGAAUCAAGUCACUUCACGACAGCUAUCAAGCAUUCCUUAGAUGGUGAAUUUGAUCAGUUACUGGUCCAGAGGUUUACCUUACAGAUUGAGAGCUGCCACCCACUCCAAAUGCAGUUGCAUUUCUCACCAGAAAUGAUUGUUGUUAGCAGUUAUGUAAACUCUCCUUUGUUUCUUUUGCCACUUUUCUUUUUAAUAUUGCAGGGACCCAUUUCUUUUAAAAACAAACAAAUAUGAUUUUGAAACCUGGAAAAUGACACAUUGAGGCUGUUCUCACGAGCAGCCUAGCCUGAGCUAGAGUGCUCAUGUGGAGCACUGGGAUCCACACAAACCCCAGUGCUUCUGCCCAGUCUAACCCCACUCCUAAGCCAGGCUCUUAGCCAGGGUUAAGGGAGCAAGAGUACCCGUUUGAUGGGGGAAUCCCCCAAGGUGCCAUGAUCAUUGCACAGUGCUUUUGUGGGAUACGCAGAGGUCAAGAAAACAAGUCCCAGCCUCUGUUGAUCUGCACUGCCGGGAGCGUGGAUAGUAAUCCACACUGCUUCAGGCAGUGCAAGUCACGUGGGCGUGUAGUCUGUGCUCCGAAAAGAUAAAGAGGGAUUGUGUGGGGGAGGUAGGUUGAACCCUGCCUUGCCCGCCUGGCCAUGUGAAUGGGCUCAUUGUCAAAGAAAAAUACUUCCCCUUUCCUUCCUUACAAAGCAGCAAUGAAACCAAUAGAUUAUUUAGGUCCUAAGAACAGGGUUUAUGCAAUGUGUGUGCCUAUGUUGACCUCUGAAUCUUGUGGAUAGGUUUCCCAGCAUUUCUGAACAGCAGUAGUUUGGUGUGGCAAGAAGCCAUGCCUAUCAGUACCGAGUUCCAUACAUGUGAAUCAGAUCAUUGUUCCACAUAGCGCAUGUGUUGCCCUUACUGGAGGCCCCUUAGUCAAAUCAGUCCUAUUUUCAUGGGAAACAUUACUUUGGGAACAUCUAUGGUGUGAGUAAUGUCGUACCCACACAUUCUGUGGGAAAGAUAGACCACAAACAGAUAAUUCAUUCUAUUUGCUCUAUAUUGCCUCCCCAAAGGAUUUAUUUUGAGAAUAGGACCUAACAAAAUGAAUAUGGCAUUGAAAACAUUGCAGUACCAAAAUAAUAAAUAAAUAUUUAUUACAAGCA
This is a messenger RNA of Hemicordylus capensis (graceful crag lizard), 7186 nucleotides long. It is a transcript of the gene SGCD, whose product is annotated as sarcoglycan delta. Lineage: Eukaryota; Metazoa; Chordata; Lepidosauria; Squamata; Cordylidae. The record is from RefSeq and is a predicted model, not a curated record. The transcript is spliced from 9 exons. Bases 727 to 1593 code for a protein of 288 amino acids. Gene Ontology annotation, cellular component: sarcoglycan complex; sarcolemma. Gene Ontology annotation, biological process: heart contraction; cardiac muscle tissue development.